UUUUCAAUUUUUCGCCAUUGGAUUUUUUAAGUAGUAAUUAAUAUUAUUUAAAUCUGGAUCAGUUGCUCGGUACGUUUCGCUUGUAUUUUUAUUAUUAUUAUUUUGUUUUCAUUGAAUAAUCGUCGCGUAAUAGUUAUGCGUACUGCGUCAGUUGAUUUCUCUUUAAUUAAGUUCCACCGCAUAACAUUCACGAGCAGACGACUUAUUUGUCAACUGCCACAAUGUCAGAUUCAGUUGGUUGGUGCUUAAUCGAAAGCGAUCCCGGCGUGUUUACGGAACUAAUUCGUGAACUUGGUGUGACCGGUGCUCAAGUUGAAGAAUUAUGGACAUUGGACAGUAGUUUGUUUGAAGCAAUCAAGCCUGUUCACGGUUUAAUAUUUCUCUUCCGGUGGAUAGGAGAAGACCAACCUGAUGGACAAAUUGUCAGGGAUUCAAGAAUUGAAAGGUUAUUCUUUGCUAAACAGGUUAUUAAUAAUGCUUGUGCUACACAAGCUAUAUUAAGUGUAUUAUUCAACUGUCGUCAUCCAGAUAUUGAGCUUGGCACUACUUUAAGUGAAUUUAAAGAGUUUUCUCAAAAGUUUGAUGCUAAUAUGAAAGGUUUGGCCUUAAGUAAUUCACAAAAAAUUCGCUCUGUGCAUAAUUCUUUUGGAAGAAGCAAUUCUAUUUUUGAAUUUGAUGAUACUGCUAAGCCAAAAUCUAAAGAUGAUGAGGCUUAUCAUUUUGUUGCUAUUGUGCCUAUUGAUGGUCGACUUUAUGAGUUGGAUGGAUUGAAAGAAGGUCCAAUUGAUUUAGGAUUAAUAAAACCCAAUACAGAUUGGGUUGAAGCAGCAAAACCAUUUAUUGAAAAAAGAAUAAAUAAAUAUAAGGAAGGAGAAGUUCAUUUCAAUUUAAUGGCAGUAGUAUCCGAUAGGAAAUUAAUUUUGGAACAACGACUAUUGAGUUUAAAAACAGAAGAAUUGGAUGAAGCAACCAAAAUUUCUGAAGAAACUAACAUCCGUAUGAAAAUUGCUGAUGAAGAAGACAAAAUGAAACGAUACAAAAUUGAAAAUGCUCGGCGUAAACAUAAUUAUUUGCCAUUAAUUGUGGAAAUUUUGAAACUGUUAGCUAAAGAUGGAAAGUUGGUACCAUUGUACGAAAGAGCUAAAGCAAAAACUUUAGAGAAAGAAAAACAAAAAAUUGGCAAAGCUUAGUCAAAAUUUAAUCAUGGUCCCAUGAAAACCUCACUAGAUUAAAACAAAACUUUCUAAAGUGUAUUUUCGUGAUUAAGACUAAUUGAUAUUAAAAAGUGAUACACUUACCUGUAA
Rhopalosiphum maidis (corn leaf aphid) is the source of this 1304-nucleotide messenger RNA. RefSeq names its product ubiquitin carboxyl-terminal hydrolase isozyme L5 (gene Uch-L5). The coding region runs from base 222 to 1190 and encodes 322 amino acids. The transcript has 8 exons. Gene Ontology annotation, molecular function: cysteine-type deubiquitinase activity. NCBI's taxonomy places the organism in Eukaryota, Metazoa, Arthropoda, Insecta, Hemiptera, Aphididae. The record is from RefSeq and is a predicted model, not a curated record. Gene Ontology annotation, biological process: ubiquitin-dependent protein catabolic process; protein deubiquitination. Gene Ontology annotation, cellular component: cytoplasm.